UUCCGGUCCAUUGAAAGAGGGAAAAUAAUGAAUGGCGAACUGAAGGUGAAAUUUUUUUAAACUAAUAUUCAGUCUCCUAACUCCUUAAUAAGAACGAAUAACAACUGUAAACGAUAACAACUUCUACGGAAGAAAUAUAUGAACAAAUUCGUAUAAAAUGUCUGUUGUUUUUGCUAGAGGAGGAAAUCGAGCUCCUCCUACACCAGCUCAAAUACAAAAAAUACUAGAUGAAAAUGGCCACUUGAUUCAAGCCAUUCAAGAAUUUCAAUCUAAAGGGAAAGCUCAAGAAGUAAUGCAGUACCAGCAAACUUUACAUAGGAAUCUUAUAUAUCUUGCCACAAUUGCAGAUUCUGGGCAGAAUGUACCGCAGCUUUUACCUAUGCUGCAACAAAAUCCUGCACAAGGCCCUCCUGUGGGUCAUGGCCAACCACCUACAAAUCCAGAAGCUCAGCAUAUGAAUAAUUUCAAUCAGCAGCAACCACAAUAUAGACAACCAUUAGGGCCUCAAAGACCAGUUGCAGCUCCACCACAUCCUUAUGGGCAAAGGGGAUAUCAACAAAAUCAAUAUCCUGGACAAUACCCUCAACAGCAAGGUGCUCCUUAUCCACAAGGUCAUCCACAGACACAGUAUCCACCUCAAAAUCAGCCACCAACUUAUCCUCCUAAUACUCAAGGUACUUAUGGACCUCCUACCACAUCUCAUAAUAAUUAUCCCCCUCAUCAAGGAUAUGGUGGGGCUCCUCCUAGCAGUGGACCACCCCAACCUCCAGCAGGUCCGUAUGCUCCACCAUCGGGGCCCCCGCAACCUCCAUAUGGAGGUCCCCCAAAUGGAGCUCCUUAUCCUAACUCUAAUGCGCCUCCUCAAGGUUAUGCUCCACCUCCACAAGGCUAUGUUCCUCAACAAGGUUAUCCCCCACCAUCAUCAAACCAGACUCAUCCUUCUGCACCUCAACAAAACCCAGCUUCAUAUGCCAAUCAGCCUAAUGCAGCUCCUCAAAAUUACCCAUCUCAAAAUGCUCAGACUCCCCCCUUCUCCGGACCUCCAACCAAUACUCAAAAUCCAACUGUUACUUCAACUUCAUCUGCUCCACCAUCCCAACCCUACGUAACAUCCCCAUAUCCUCCCAAUUCACAAUCCAGUAACCCCAAUGCGCCAUAUAAUGCGAGCGGGCCGCCAGGGCAGGUAUACCCACCUGCUGGGCCACCAAAUAGCUAUGGUUAUGGUCCUCAACAAGGUUAUGCACCUCAACAGUAUGGAGGUCAGCCACAAGGCUAUCAAUAUGCAGCUAGACCUCCAACCCAACAAGGCCCACCUCCCCCUCAAGGGCAAUAUGGAUACAAUUAUCCAACUCAACCGAAUCCGCAGUAAUGUAUUUAUCUCAGUUACAUUUUAGUUUUGUUCUUCAUGUUAUUUGUUUACAUGAGUUAGGUCUCCAGUUUUUUUUUUAAGUUGUACAGUCCCUGGCCAUAUUAUUAGACGCA
Molecule: messenger RNA, 1482 nt
Organism: Coccinella septempunctata (seven-spotted ladybird)
Lineage: Eukaryota; Metazoa; Arthropoda; Insecta; Coleoptera; Coccinellidae
Product: proline-rich protein HaeIII subfamily 1-like
Exons: 4
Coding region: 158-1369 (403 amino acids)
Source: RefSeq, a predicted model, not a curated record